GUUUCUUCAGCUCACACCUGCUAUUACAAACUGGAAAUGGAGAGUCAAUGACAAGGUACCCGGGGCCGUUGGUGUGUCCGAUACACUGAAAGGAGAUUUAUCAACCACAUUACAGAAAGCUUUGCGUCAUGGCCAGGUAGCUGUUGGGAGCGAUGGGGUAUUUCAGGCCGCUCUUCCUCCUGCUCUGGAAGAACAUCACAUAUCGCAGGAGGAACAAGAUCCAGCUCAUCAUCGAGCUCCUCUGGCCGCUCUUCCUCUUCGUCAUCCUCAUCUCUGUUCGUCAUUCACACCCUCCGUACAAGCAGAGCCAAUGUCACUUUCCAAACAAAGCCUUGCCAUCAGCAGGCACCUUGCCCUGGAUUCAGGGCAUUAUCUGCAACAUCAACAACCCCUGCUUCCACAGUUCGACACCAGGGGAGACACGGGGCCAAGUUGGCAACUUUGACAACUCCAUACUGUCUCGUCUCUUCGUGGACGCCCAGACUGUUCUGUCCUAUAGUGGAAACCGGAGCUUCUCUGGCUUUCAGGACCUGAUGGACAGUGUCCAAAGGCUGGGAGAGAGACUAAAUCUCCCGGUUGAAGAAUACCUAAGAGCCAAUGAGACGUUCUCCACCUUCCUCCUGACUAAUAGCAGCCUUUCGCCUGUGACUGUGGAUCAGUUGCUGAAGGCUCGUCUCAAUUUACAGGUUUCUGUGGCUGGAGCUCAGAUGCAGCUGAAGGACCUGGUGUGUAAUGCAAGCAUGCUGGGGCAGUUUCUGAAGGUGGACGGAGGAGAAGCAGCCAUGAAUGAUCUUCAAACUCAGCUGUGUAACCAGCCGGCUGACAUCCUGCAGGAGGCCGAACGCCUUUUCCUCUCUCAGCUUGACUUUACCAAAUUAUUCACGAGAGAACGUCUGAUGGCUAACGCUGGAGACCUCAGGGUCAUCAGUCAGGCUGUCACCACAGUUUCCCAGGAGCUGGCUGUCCUCAUUGAUGAUUUCUCGUCUCUCUCCAGCUUUGCGGAGAUGAGCGCAGCUCUUCGUCUUCUGUCUCCCGAGAAUCGCUCGGCGCUGCCCAGAGAGAGUUUUCGCGCUUUUUCACGGAUCAUGUGCGGUCACCCUGAGGUUGGUGGUGAGCGCAUCCCAUCGCUCAACUGGUAUGAAGACAAUGACAUCAAGUCCUUCUUAGGAAAAAAUGGCACUGAAGACACAAACCUGGAACGUGACAACAUCACUACUCCAUUUUGUAAGAGUUUGAUCCAAGGUCUGGAGUCCAAUCCUCUGUCUCGCAUUGUGUGGCGAGGAAUAAAACCUCUGUUUAUUGGAAAACUGCUGUACACACCAGACACUCCUGCAGUGCAACAAGUGAUGAAGGAGGUGAACAAGACGUUCGAGGACCUGCUGAUCCUCCAGGAGCUGAAUGAAGCCUGGAUGGAAGUGGGACCACAAAUCAAGAAUUACAUGGAGAGCAGUGUGGAGAUUCAGCUGCUGCAGGAUUUGUUGAGGCGGCCAGAGGUCGCAGUACUGGUCAACUUGCGUCUGGAGAACACGUCCUGGACGGCCUCACGGAUUGCUCGCUUUCUGUCCACACCCUCCCCAGGCGUCCCAAGGAAGCCGGGAGCGCCACCUACUUGGUUGGACGUCUACAACGACCUCGACCACACCAUCACCAUUCUUGCACAAGUCACUGAGUGUUUUUCUCUGAACAAGUUGGAGGGAUUGGAGACAGAGGGUGAGAUGAUUGAUAGGGCUUUGGAGCUACUAGAGGACAGGCAGUUUUGGGCGGGCGUGGUUUUCUUGCUGCCCAACUCCUCCACCCUCGACCUGCCGCCCCAUGUCAUUUACAAAAUCCGAAUGGACAUUGAUGAUGUCACCCGGACCAACAAGAUUAAGGACAGGUUUUGGGAUCCUGGUCCAGCAGCCGACCCAUUUAAUGACAUGCGCUACAUUUGGGGAGGCUUCGUGUACAUCCAGGACCUAGUGGAGAGAGCUGUGAGCCGCAUCCUGACCGGAGUUCAACAAACAACCGGCAUCUACAUCCAGCAGAUGCCCUACCCCUGCUAUGUGGAUGAUGUUUUCCUUCGAGUGCUGAACCGCUCUCUGCCACUCUUCAUGACACUGGCGUGGAUCUACUCGGUGGCCAUGAUCAUCAAAGGCGUGGUAUACGAGAAGGAGGCGAGGUUGAAAGAAACCAUGAGGAUUAUGGGUCUGGGAACAGAAACAUUGUGGUUCAGCUGGUUCAUCAGCAGCAUCGUUCCUUUCCUGGUUUCUGCAGCGCUCCUUAUUGCUCUGCUAAAGUGGGGGGACAUUCUGCCGUACAGCAACCCGUCUGUUGUAUUUUUCUUCCUGACGGCGUUUGCCACCGCCACCAUCAUGCAGUGCUUCCUCAUCAGCACCUUCUUCUCCAAAGCAAACCUUGCUGCUGCAUGUGGGGGGCUUAUAUACUUUGGCCUUUACCUGCCCUACGUACUGUGUGUGGCCUGGAGAGACCGCCUCAACACCACCCACCGAGUGCUCGCUAGUUUCCUGUCCCCUGUGGCCUUUGGCUUCGGCUGUGAGUAUUUCUCUCAGUAUGAAGAGCAAGGAGUGGGCAUCCAGUGGUACAAUCUCCGUUCCAGCCCUGUGGAAGGAGAUUCAUACAGUUUCACUACCUCUAUAGGCAUGCUUUAUGCGGAUGCCUUCAUCUACGCCAUCUUAGCCUGGUACAUCGAAGCAGUCUUUCCUGGUGAAUAUGGGAUCCCCAGGCCCUGGUACUUCAUCUUCCAGAUCAACUACUGGGGUGGAAUUCCCCUGGAGGCAGGCAUGCCUAUCCCCCCCGCACCUACUGAACAGGAUGAAGAUCACAUUGAACCAGAACCCUCUAACCUGACCCUGGGUGUGAGCAUCAGAGACCUGGUGAAAAUCUACAAGAAGGGAGCCAAACUGGCCGUCAAUCACCUCAACCUGAAGUUCUAUGAAGGGCAGAUCACCUCUUUCCUUGGCCACAACGGAGCCGGAAAAACUACCACCAUAUCUGUCCUUACUGGCCUGUUCCCACCCACCUCGGGCACUGUGUACAUCAAUGGAUUGGACAUCCGCCAUGACAUGAAUAUCAUCCGGAGAACGCUGGGAGUUUGUCCACAACACAAUGUCCUGUUCGAUAUAUUAACAGUGGAGGAGCAUGUGUGGUUUUAUGGGUGCCUGAAGGGUUUGUCUGAAGCAGAGGUGAAAGCUGAGUUGGACACUCUGUUGGACGACGUCGGCCUGCUGCACAAAAGACAUGAACAGACUAAAAACCUCUCAGGUGGCAUGCAGAGGAAGCUGUCUGUGGCCAUAGCGUUUGUUGGAGGCUCUAAGGUGGUUGUUCUGGAUGAACCUACAGCUGGGGUUGAUCCUUACUCCCGCAGAGGGAUCUGGGAUCUGCUGCUCAAAUAUCGCAAAGACCGGACGAUCAUCCUGUCCACCCACUACAUGGACGAGGCGGAGCUGCUAGCUGACCGGAUUGCCAUCAUCUCUCAGGGAAAGCUGUGCUGCUGUGGCUCACCGCUCUUCCUGAAAUCCCACCUUGGAUCUGGCUACUACCUCACUGUGGUGAAGCGGGACGGACUGGACACCAAUACUCCCAGCAGCACGAGUAUCUGCACCAGUACCAGCAUCAGCACCAACAAGCUACCUCCUUUCAAGGACAGCGAGUCAUCCAUGAGUGAAGACACCGGGCUGGGAAGUGAGGCGAGCAGCUCAUACCUGGCGGCGUUGCUCUCUCUGGCACAGCACCACAUCCCAGGUGCAAGGCUGGUGGAGGAGUCACGGCGCGAAGCGGUGGUCAACCUGCCACAGAUGGCUGCUAAGGACAGCAGCCUGGGCGUCUUCCUGUCUGAGCUGGAUCAGAGGCUGACUGAGCUAGGCAUCAGCAGCUACGGCCUAUCAGACAGCACACUGGAGGAGAUUUUUUUACAAGUGGCAGAGGAAACCAACGUAGAUGCUGAACCAGAGCAGCAGGCUGAAUCUCCCCACAGGCGCCAGCCAUCAGCUGAGAGACAACACGCUGAAGAACCAGAGACAGAACCUCAGGAGACAGACCCGCUGAGCGGAGAUGGCCGAGGUGGGAUCCCCCUGACCGGCUGGUGGCUGACCUGGCAGCAGCUGAGGGCCCUCUUCACCAAACGCUGGCUUUAUGCUCGAAGGAGCCGCAGGGGCUUCUUCGCUCAGAUUGUCCUGCCUGCUGUGUUCGUGCUUGUCGCUUUGCUCUUCAGCCUCAUCGUGCCUCCAUUUGGGAAGUAUCCCGCCCUGCAGCUUCAGCCCUGGAUGUACGGAGAACAGUACACCUUCUUCAGCAACGACGCACCUGGGAACCCGGCCAUGGAGAACCUGCUGGAAGCUCUGUUGGACCUGCCAGGGUUUGGUACCAAGUGCAUGGACAAAGAGGAAGAAGACAACAGAACGAGUCCUCAGUGUGAAGGCGCUCGGGGUGGCCUUUUCAUGCGGCCACAGGUCUCCUACUCCACCUGGCAAAUGUUCAGCAGAGGCAACUGGAGCCGAGAUGGACCGUCUCCUGACUGUCGGUGUAGCACAGAGGACGUCCGCCGGAUGCUCCCCGACUGCCCGCAGGGUGCUGGUGGACUGCCGCCUCCACAGAUCAAGAGGCCAACUGGAGACGUCCUCCAAAAUCUGACAAGUUAUAACAUCACUGAUUACCUGGUAAAAACCUACUCUCAGAUCCUCAAAAAAAGCCUAAAAACCAAGAAGUGGGUGAAUGAAUUCAGAUACGGAGGCUUCUCCCUUGGAGGCCGUGCCACCCAGACUUUAUCUCAGGUCCACCAUGUCCAAGACUCGGUUGUGGCAAUCAGGACUCGUUAUCGAGUUCCACAGAACAGUUCACUGGAUCAUCUGUUAAACAGACUGCCAGAAUUUCUAAGAGGACUGAGCAGUCAAAACAAUGUCAAGGUGUGGUACAAUAACAAAGGAUGGCAUGCCAUGGUGUCAUUUGUCAACGUGAUGAACAACGGCCUGCUGAGAGCGAGUCUGCCACCAGGUCCAGAGAGGAGAAAACACGGCAUCACUGCCUACAACCAUCCGCUCAACCUCACCAAGGAACAACUCACUGAAAUGGCCAUGAUGACCACAUCCGUCGAUGUUCUUGUCUCCAUCUGUGUGAUCUUUGCCAUGUCCUUUGUGCCGGCCAGUUUCGUCCUUUUUCUGAUUGAGGAGCGAGUCAGCAAAGCCAAACACCUUCAGUUUGUCAGUGGGGUCAAACCGAUCCUCUACUGGCUGGCCAACUUCACCUGGGACAUGUUGAACUACAUCGUCCCAGCCGCCAUGGUGGUACUGAUCUUCAUCUGUUUCCAGCAGCAGUCAUACGUUUCAGAAACCAACCUGCCUGCUCUCGUUCUGCUGCUCCUGCUGUAUGGGUGGUCCAUCACCCCUCUGAUGUACCCAGCAUCCUUUGUGUUCAGCGUCCCCAGCACAGCCUAUGUAGUUCUGACCUCCAUCAACCUCUUCAUCGGAAUCAACGGCAGCAUUGCCACUUUCGUCCUGGAGCUGUUUGUUGACGAGCAUCUGAACGAGGUGAACAGGAUCCUGAAGAAGGUGUUUCUCAUCUUCCCUCACUUCUGCCUGGGACGAGGACUCAUCGACAUGGCCAAAAACCAGGCCAUGGUGGACGCCUUCCAGAGACUGGGUACAAAGCAGACUCUAGACCCUCUUCAGUGGGACUUUGUAGGGAAGAACCUGUUUGCGAUGGCAGCUGAAGGUGUUAUUUUCUUUAUCUUCACCAUACUACUGCAGUAUAAGUUCUUCAUUCGCUUCAGGCCGUGGUGGGUCAAGCCUGAGAUGCCUCCUCUCGGUCCAGAGGAUGAGGACAUAGCCAGGGAGAGAGAGAGAGUCAUAAGUGGCAAAGCCCAGUCAGACAUCCUCACCAUGAUAGACCUGAGCAAGAUUUAUAAAGUGGGCAGGAAGCCGGCGGUGGAUCGUCUCUGCCUCGGGAUUCCCCGUGGCGAAUGUUUUGGCUUACUGGGGGUGAACGGAGCAGGAAAGACCUCUACCUUUCGCAUGCUGACCGGAGACACGUCCAUCACCUAUGGGGAGGCUUUCCUUAAUCACCACAGUGUGCGGACAGAGAUGGAACGAGUCCACCAGCUGAUGGGUUACUGUCCACAGUUUGACGCCAUCAGCGAUUUGCUGACUGGUCGGGAACAUCUGGAGCUGUACGCCCGCCUGCGGGGAGUACCAGAGGAGUCUGUCUCCAAGGUGGCGCAAUGGGGGGUGAAGAAGCUGGGACUGACCCAGUACGCCGAGCGGGAGGCUGGAGGCUACAGCGGAGGUAACAAGAGAAAACUCUCGACUGCCAUCUCCCUCAUCGGGGCUCCGCCUGUUAUAUUUCUGGAUGAGCCGACCACUGGCAUGGACCCAAAAGCCAAAAGAUUUUUGUGGAACUGCAUCCUCAGUGUCACGAAAGAGGGAAGAGCUGUAGUUCUCACGUCCCACAGUAUGGAGGAAUGUGAAGCUCUCUGCACCAGAAUGGCCAUCAUGGUCAACGGCAGAUUCCAGUGUCUCGGAUCUGUACAACACCUGAAGAACAGGUUUGGUGAUGGCUACACCAUCAUCCUCCGUCUGGUGGACACUAAAUCCAAUCCGGACUCGUGCCCCAUCAGUGCCUAUAUGAAGAGCUCCUUCCCCAGCAUCGAGCUGAAGGAGCGUCACCAGAGCGUGCUGCAGUUCCAGCUGCCCUCGCACGCCUGCUGCCUCGCUCGUGUCUUCGAUGUGCUGGCCAACAACUAUGAGGAGCUGGGCAUCAUCGACUUCUCUGUUUCACAGACCACCCUGGACCAGGUGUUUGUCAACUUUGCCAAGGAGCAAACUGAUGACGAUGAUCUCACAGAUGUGGUCAUUGGCAACAUGACAGUACCGACCAACCUGAAGGCACUGGCCAGCAGGAUUAACCCUCCUACCAUCCAACCACAACCACCAGUCACGCCCCCUCAACCAAGCAAGACUCCAAAGCACCAUGCGAAAUCAUCUGACGGCAAACCGAAAGAGGGUAAACCAAAAAAGGCAAAAGUUGGCAAGGUCAAAUCUAAAGAAGGCAAGGCUAAUGGAGAAAAAAGCAGCAGCACGGCAAUGACCCAAAUACCUCAGCCAGAGGAGACGCAUCAAGCGAGCCGGAGGGUAAGCAGUGGAUCAAACAGCAGUAAUGGUGGUGUUCGGGGAGAAUCCAGUAAAUCCAGUGGGUCCAAACACAGAGCAGAGAGUUCCAGUAAAAGUCCAUCUGCACUAUUUAUGGUCGACAGCAACACACAGGACAGCGCACUGUGACGUGGACUGACGCAACAAGAGCAGAGGAGGCAGGCUGAAAGGACCAACAAUGCUUUUUAUUAUUCACUGUAAGUUUAUUUGAAUGUUGCUCAAUGUUGGCAACGACCUCAGUAUGACAGUGUAAAAGAUGGACAUUGAAAAUGUUACUGAAACAGAGUCAUUAGAUGUAAAUUUGUCUAAAGAAAGAACCAAAAGUUACUGCUUCCUAUUAUGGCUUUGGUGCCUUGUUCACCGUUAUAACAUAUCUGAAGCUUUAUACCCUUUAUUUGGGUUCAUAAAUCUUACACUGUGUCUUCUCUUUCUGUAUUGAUCUAAUCACUCCAAACGUAUGGUUUAUUAAUCCUGAAAGAAUAUUAUGCAAAGCUCAAUGUAAAAUCAAGCAGUGGUGUUCCUCAGGGCUAAAUCCUUAGAUCCCUCCCAAUCUCAUCUUCAUUUUGCAGAAAGCACUUUAAAAAAGAAAAUGCUGCAAACUCUCAAACAGUAGCUGAAGUACAUGUGUUACAUGUAAUUAAGAUGCUUUUAUAUGUCAGAAAGCAUUUAAGGGUUGUUACAGAACAUUAUACAGCUUCCUCUUAUGUGGAGAAUAAGAUGUUACAUACCUCUUAAAUAUUUAAUGAUGAACUUUACAAGUGUAUCUGUUUGUAUUCUCUUUUAUCUGUCAAAACUUUUUUAUUUUGUGUGAUUUGUCUUCAUCACUGUACAAAGGUAUUACAUAUAAUGAGGAAAAAAACAAUAUUUACUUCUGCCUGGUAUUUACUGUCAUUUUGGUUAUUUAAUAAUUAAACAAUGUUUUGUUUUUCAUCUUAUAGAGGAAUCCGACAUCCAGGCUUCCUACACAGCUUUGAAAGGUCCGGAAAAUGUAUUUAUUUAUCGUAUAUCAAUAUAAAGCUAUAGAAAAGGUCCACACACCUCUACACUGUUUCAGCUGCUGUUUUGUUACAAAAUCUUCUGCAUAAUGCCAAACACAUCACACUCAAACAAAUUAUAAUAGAUCAAAGAUCAAAUAAUCGAAGAAUGAAUAAAGUCAGUUUGAGCUGUAAACACUAGACACAA
Micropterus salmoides (largemouth bass) is the source of this 8321-nucleotide messenger RNA. RefSeq names its product ATP-binding cassette, sub-family A (ABC1), member 7 (gene abca7). The transcript is spliced from 49 exons. Bases 153 to 7268 code for a protein of 2371 amino acids. Gene Ontology annotation, cellular component: membrane; intracellular membrane-bounded organelle. Gene Ontology annotation, biological process: lipid transport; transmembrane transport. The record is from RefSeq and is a predicted model, not a curated record. Gene Ontology annotation, molecular function: ATP binding; ATP hydrolysis activity; lipid carrier activity. NCBI's taxonomy places the organism in Eukaryota, Metazoa, Chordata, Actinopteri, Centrarchiformes, Centrarchidae.